This is a messenger RNA of Anopheles nili, 1640 nucleotides long. RefSeq lists its product as uncharacterized. The record is from RefSeq and is a predicted model, not a curated record. Gene Ontology annotation, biological process: regulation of tube size, open tracheal system; septate junction assembly. The coding region runs from base 1 to 732 and encodes 243 amino acids. Gene Ontology annotation, cellular component: membrane; septate junction. NCBI's taxonomy places the organism in Eukaryota, Metazoa, Arthropoda, Insecta, Diptera, Culicidae. The transcript has 4 exons.
AUGCAACAAAAUUCGGAGCUUCUAUCUGGGCGUGCCAAAACGACAACAAACAACAUCGCCACUAUGAAGCGGCGCUCACUGUCCGGGAACUGCGGCGUUGGCGUGUUUGUGAUCGCGCUCGUGACGGUGUUGGUCGCUUUUGCCACACCGAGUUGGCUGGUAAGCGACUACCGGAUCACCGGUGCCAAGCUCGAUCGGUUGGGCCUGUGGACACAUUGCUUCCGGUCGCUGCCCGACGUAAACGAUGACUACCAGCGGCGGUUCUUCGUCGGUUGCCGCUGGGUGUACGAUCCCUUCACGACCGGAUACGAUGAGAUUCGCGGAUUCCUUAUCCCACCGUUUAUGGUAGCGACGCAGUUUUUCUACACGCUCUGUGCCAUAGGCGUUAUCCUGGCGAUGGUGUUGGUGCUGCUGUACUUCCUGUGUGCCGGACCGGAUCAAAAGUUCUUUGUCAAACUCAUCAGGGCAAUCAGCUACAUCACGCUGGCGGCAUCGGUUUGCGGCAGCAUCGGUGUCAUCGUGUUCGCAUGCUUCGGCAACAAGGACAAAUGGAUGCCAGAGCACGCCAACAACUGGUUCGGAUGGUCGUUCAUCCUGGCUUGCAUCGGUGUCGUGGCCUGCGGCGUCUCGUCUUCCCUGUUUUUCACCGAGGCACACGUACAAGCCCGAAAGCGGCGACAGCUGAAGGAAUCGCAAACGCAGAUCCAGAUGGACAGCGAAUCGAAAGCUUAAUGCUGGCUGGCGACCCGCACCCAGCGUCCAACGCAACUGUACACAUCAUGUAUCGCACAAAAUCCGCGCCCGUCGAUCCAUUCCAAAAAAAAAAAUCCCAUCGAUCGAUCAAAUUCAUUAUCGCAAAGUACAACAGUUAACAGCGGUUGGGGGUAUGAUUGACACAGGCCGCGCGGAGAUGCAGAUUGACCAUGUACACUGCCGCGAAUAGGAGGCAGGAGCGGUCGAUACAUUUUAACGAAUAAGCGACGAUUAGUUAUCUAACGUAAUCUCAAUCAACAAACCGUCCAUGCCGAUGCUUUAGGAGUGUCUUCUACUUUUUAGAAAAGCAGUUCGUUCGUAGUAAUCUUAUAUUUUUACGCUCUUCGGAAACUGUCCGUCCAAUUUUUAACCUUUAUCGUACGUAAUUUUAAUUGCCUGUGCUCUGUUGCAUGUUUAAAAUGGAAUAGAGUAACGACCGGAAUACGAAAACCCGCGUUGGUCCUUGCCGUAUGUUUUGCGGUAAUUCUCAAUCAAUGAUUCGAAUCAUGCAUUUGUGUUACUGCAGCGUUAAAAGCUCACACAUUCCAUCAUUCAGCACAAACAAUGCGUUCUACAAUAGACGGCCCACGUUGAGCGUGUUGUACAGUUUUGAAAACGUUUGUGUAAGUUUGCGUAUCCUUCGAAUAAUUUCAUAUCAUGAAUUUUUAGCUCUCGGUACAACGAAAAACUACAUAUAUAGAGUGAACAUAUGGCCUUACUAGAAAAAAAUCAAACAGACAUAAAAAUAUUGAGCCUGAUUACUUUUUUACUACCGAUUCUGAGGGAAAAAAAUCAAAAUAAGCGAAACGUGUUCAGGAGGGGCUGGAGAGUUUUUAAAUAACAAUCAAAUUUAUUAAUAAUGAAAUAAAUUCUAGACGAAAAAUCUU